CAUUUGAAAAACGAAGUGAAAAUAUAGCAACGGUGUCGUUUCCAGUCGAUGCUCUUCUUCACCCCUCACCGACCCUUCAAGAAAUUGGCGGCAAUCAUAGACGGACAUUGGAAUCGUUAGUCUGCGGAGGAAAAUAUGGGUGUUCACGGCCUUUGGGACCUGUUAUCUCCCGUCGGCCGACGUGUCUCAGUUGAAACCCUCGCCGGCAAAAGACUCGCGAUUGAUGCCAGCAUAUGGAUGAUACAGUUCAUGAAAGCGAUGCGAGAUGAACGGGGAGAUAUGGUGAGGAAUGCGCACAUAUUAGGGUUUUUUCGACGAAUUUGCAAGCUACUGUUUCUGCGGACAAAACCAGUGUUUGUUUUUGACGGUGGCACACCUGCCCUAAAGCGAAGAACCGUAAUUGCACGUCGUCGUCAGCGUGAGAAUGCUCAAGCCAAGAUCCGGAAAACUGCUGAAAAGUUACUUCUUAGUCAUCUCAAGGCAACGAGGCUGAAAGAACUGGCAAAUGAUUUGGAGAAUCAGAGAAAGAACAACGGUGAUAAGGGAAAAAAGGUGAUCACAGACCACGCUGAUCUUUCUGGGACUGCUUUAAAUACAAAUUCAUCGGAUACAAAAGCUUUCGAUCAAGAAGUUUUGGAUGCCAUGUUGGCAGCAUCCAUUGAGGCAGAGGAAGGCGAAGGUUUUAUAGGUGAUGCAUCAACAUCUGGUGCUGGGUUUCUUGCAGAAGAUGAAGAUGGAGAUGAUGAUGAAGAGAUGAUACUUCCAGCACUACAAGGAAAGGUUGAUCCUGCCGUUCUAGCUGCUUUACCACCAUCUAUGCAACUUGAUCUUCUUGUGCAAAUGAGAGAGAGGUUGAUGGCAGAGAACCGACAAAAAUAUCAAAAAGUCAAGAAGGCCCCUGCAAGAUUUUCUGAAUUGCAAAUAGAGGCUUACCUUAAAACAGUUGCCUUCCGUAGGGAGAUAGAUGAAGUGCAGAAAGCAGCUGGUGGAAGGGGAAUUGGUGGAGUUAAGACUUCACGUAUAGCAUCCGAAGCGAAUCGGGAAUUUAUUUUUUCAUCUUCUUUUACUGGCAAUAGGCAAUCCCUUGCAUCUUCUGGAGUAGAGGGAAACAGCAACGUGCCAAGCCAGAUAGCAACAAGGCAUCCCUCUACUGGUUCUGUUAAUGAUGUUGUGUCAACCAAUAAGUCCAACAGCACAAUUGAGUCUAUCAUGAAUAAGCCCAGAAAGGCAUUUAAUGAAGAUGUUGAGACGUACAGAGAUGAGAGGGGAAGUAUAAGAGUCAGCAAGGUGAGAGCUAUGGGAAUUCGUAUGACUCGUGAUUUACAAAGGAAUCUGGAUCUAAUGAAAGAGAUUGAACAGGAUAGGAUUGACCCAUGUAUAAAAUCUAAUGAUAGAAUUAGCCAUUGUAAAGAAACAGCAUUCCCAAGCACAGUUCCAGAAAGUUCCAAGCUUCCUGGAACUUCUCUUCAUGAUCGAUCAGUUUGCUCCAAUGAAACUAAUCAGGAUUCUAUCCCAGUUAGCGGAACUUCAAUAGAGGUGUCCUUCGAGGAUGACAAUGAGCAACAGUUUGUAGACAGCGAUGAUGAUGUAUUUGCUUGUAUAGUUGCUGGAGAUCCCUUAGUAGUCACUUCAGCUGAUAAUACUUCAUCUGCGAAACAACCCGCUAUGACUCUUUCAGAUUGUGAAUGGGAAGAGGGAAUGCUUGGAGAUACCAAAGGAAAAAGACUUCUUGCUGGUCAUAGUACUAGUGAUGAAAGUGAAGUGGAAUGGGAGGAAGGACCUUCUGAUAAACCUGAGUCAGGUGCUGCAUGUGAAAUUGAAUGCAGGGAAACGGUCUCGAAAGGGGAUUUAUUGGAAGAAGCAGAUCUUCAGGAAGCAAUUAGACUGAGUAUGGAAGAUAUGAGGUGCCAGAAAGAUAUUGAUGCAUCAUCUGCACCUGAAGAGUUUAAAGGUAACAAAAAUAUGGAUACUGAAUGUGCAGUUUUUGUGUCUGAAUAUGUAGAAACGGACAGAGCUGCUCCAAGAUUACCAUCAGAGAGUGUUCCGCCAAACAAACUGUCCAUUGCAACUGUGGCUGGAGUUGACGAUGGGGUGGAUAGCGUGGAUGAAACCAAGAUAAAGAAGGCUAAUAGUUCUCCUACUACCCAGUUGGAGGUGACUACUUCAGAUGAUCCAAGUUUAAUGGAAGUGCGGAUGGAAACAUCCUACCAAAGCGAUCUGAAAUACCAUCCUGAACUUUCAAUUAGAGAAGCAUGUGAUGAUCGAAAUUCUCAGGGAGAAACUGAACAUGUAGAUAAUUCUCAGGGAGAAACUGAACAUGUAGAUGUCAUAAAUCCAACCAAAGAAGAUGAAACUGAAUCGAGUAUCGAGUUGCACGAGGAUAAUUGUGGAGGGAAUUCCAAGACGCCUAUCAGUUCAAAUAUUUUUUCGUGCACAACAAAUCAUAUUUCUAAACCUGAUGUUGGCAUGCCUGAUGCCCCUCUUGCUGAUGCUCAACAAAGUGAGCUCAAAGCUUUGGUCAGUGACCAUAUUCCAGAGAUAACAAAACCUAAAGAAACCGCUGUUAACGAAUCAAAACAUGACUUUGAUGUUGCGCUGAAGGUUACUGAGGAAAGGGACAAUUAUGCUUCCUAUGAGCAACGGGAAGAUGAUGUCAACAAAUUUGUUUUGACUGACAUGAGUGAGGAACAGGUUGAAAUCGCGAAGGCUAGUUUGGAGGAGGAAAUGACAAAUUUAACCAAGGAGCGCACAGAUCUGGGUGAUGAACAAAAAAGGCUUGAGCGCAAUGCAGAGUCUGUAAGCGGUGAGAUGUUUGCAGAAUGCCAGGAACUUCUUCAAAUGUUUGGCUUGCCAUAUAUCAUCGCACCAAUGGAAGCUGAAGCUCAAUGUGCAUACAUGGAACUCGAGAACCUUGUCGAUGGUGUUAUUACUGAUGACUCUGAUGUGUUGUUGUUUGGGGCAAGAAGUGUUUACAAAAACAUAUUUGAUGACAGGAAAUAUGUAGAGACGUACUUUAUGAAGGACAUUGAAACUGAGCUUGGCUUAACGCGAGAUAAGUUGAUUCGUAUGGCAAUGCUCCUGGGGAGUGAUUACACGGAAGGUAUCAGUGGUAUAGGUAUUGUCAAUGCUACAGAAGUCCUGAAUGCAUUUCCCGAGGAAGAUGGCCUCCAAAAAUUUCGUGAGUGGAUAGAAUCACCAGAUCCAACUAUCCUUGGGAAGGCUUCGAGUACGAGGAAGAGAGGAUCGAAUAGCAGUGCUGAAGAAGCUUCUACAGUCAAUCAAGGUGUUACCAAUUCUGAUGAUGACAUCCACAGGAUGAAGCAAAUUUUCAUGGAUAAGCAUAGAAACGUGAGCAAAAACUGGCAUAUUCCUUCCACUUUUCCAAGUGAUGCAGUGAUUUCUGCAUAUGCUUCUCCACAAGUAGACAAGUCGACAGAGCCUUUUUCAUGGGGAAAGCCAGAUCUUUUUGUUCUCCGCAAAUUGUGUUGGGAAAAGUUUGGAUGGGGUACCCAGAAGGCUGAUGAGUUGUUACAACCUGUUUUAAAGGAGUACAACAAACAUGAGACUCAAUUGCGAUUGGAAGCAUUUUACACUUUCAAUGAGAGAUUUGCGAAAAUCCGUAGCAAGAGAAUAAGCAAGGCUGUGAAAGGAAUAGCAGGGAGCAAAACGUCUGAGUCAAUGGAUUAUGAUGAGCUUGAUGCAUCCAGUGGAAAGGAGAGAAAAGAAGUGAAGCAUGAAGAAGGUAAUGUUGAUGUAACAAAAGAGCAGCUUACCGCUCCUACAGAGAAAUCGGAAUUGUCAACUCAAGAGGGAGAGAGGAAAAACACCAAGGAAAGAUCAAGUGUUGGAGGCAGAGGCAGAGGCAGAGGCAGAGGCAGAGGAAGAGGAAGAGGAAGAGGAAGAGGUCAAUCAGUUGGAAAACGGAGAAGGAAAACAAAGUAUAAUCUGGAACUUUCUGGGACGAGUUCUGAUGAUGGAAACAACAGCGACUAUGUGCAGGAAGUGCAUGCUGAACAUUCAGAAGGGCAGCAUGAAGUACGAAAGUCGAAGCGUGUCAGGAAAUCGGUGAUAUCCUCCACAAACAAUGAAGACUCUGAAAUGGAUGAAGCCAGAGAGGUUGCUGGCAAUGGAGAGCCAUCGAGGGAGGAAGAGAGGUUGGUCAGUCAUGACGACAAAUUCAUGUUGUCAGGAAGCGGUAUCCGUUCUGAUAAACAUUGGUGUCAAGAGGAAGAAGGCGGCCCAGUGAUCGAAUUAUCUGAAGAGUACCUCAAAAUGGGGGGUGGGUUUUGCUUGGAUGAGGAGGAGGGUGACAAGGAGCCGACCGGAAUGUUGAAUGAAGCAACCAAUGAAGGGGAGACAGAAGCAUCAUCAAUUAGCCCAAAUGUUGAGGCUGAUAUAGUGGUGGGUGUGUCCAAUGAAGAAGAUGAUCAGACGAGACCUGUAACGCACUUGUCUGGUAUACCGAACUUGAGAAGAAAGCGAAAGAAGGGAUGAGCCAGUUGCAGUCGCCUAACCUACCUUGUAUAUUGGAUAAUAUCAUCUAUUGUUGAUGAUGUCAACAAAUGUGGUCAGAAUUGUUAUUAGAUCAAGGUUACCUGAUAGAAGCGACCCAAUGUAUGGCAUGCUUCCCUUGGCUCGUUUCUGGCCAAUCCAGUUUUGUGAAGUCACAUGAACGUACCUUAAUUCCUUUGACGUGUAGACCUUCUUGGUCCUUUGUGUAAAUCCCACCUAUAUAAAUAAUUAAAUCCCAUCGA
Messenger RNA from Cynara cardunculus var. scolymus (artichoke), 4754 nucleotides. Its product is annotated as DNA repair protein UVH3. Lineage: Eukaryota; Viridiplantae; Streptophyta; Magnoliopsida; Asterales; Asteraceae. Gene Ontology annotation, molecular function: single-stranded DNA binding; DNA endonuclease activity. The coding region runs from base 136 to 4494 and encodes 1452 amino acids. Gene Ontology annotation, cellular component: nucleus. The transcript is spliced from 15 exons. Gene Ontology annotation, biological process: nucleotide-excision repair. The record is from RefSeq and is a predicted model, not a curated record.